GUAAAAAAAAUUCCAGUUGAUGUUUUAUUACAUACAGGGAGUUUUUAUAUGGAGUUGAAAAAAUUAUGUACAUCAUCUCGUUACGUUAAAUACUGUGAUUCACGUGAUGAACCUAUGUUCAAAGGCUGGCCCCACAGAAAUAUUUGUAUAGCUAUUUUAAAUUAUUUAGAAAACAAAUAUUCUGCAUCAAAUGACAAUAAAAUGGCAUAUGAUGAUUGCAAACUUUUGAGUUAUUGGGCAUAUAGUACAUUAUUUGCUAUUAUGAGUAAUGAAAAAUAUGUUUUAUUAGCUUAUGCACAAGUUCAGCGAAUAUGGAAUGAUUUUAUUAAGCAUUUAUCUGAGAAUAAAAAAUGUGAACCCAUUAAUAGUAUGGUUAGUUAUACUGACUGGAGAAAAAGAAAGGAAUUGUAUGAAUACUGUGUUAAUUAUUCCGUAAUUUUACAGUUAGCUAACACUUAUAGGGAAAGUUGUAGCAAGUUUUAUAAAUACGUACAAAAUAAAGCUCCUCUAUAUGAAUUUUUUAAGAAUAAGUGUCCUGAUGAUAAUAAAAAUAUAUGCCCUGAAUUUUAUGAAGAUUGUAAAAAGUAUAAUCCAGAAGUUGUACUAUCUAAUUUUAAUUGUCACCGAAAAAAAAUUGAUGGGGGUGCAGAUAUGCCUAGCGUUCUAGAAGAGGAAACCCCACUUUUAGUUGGUAAACCCAACUCAGAAGAUUCAUCCUUUCAUAUUUUAGGUAGUGCAGCCAAAUCAGACGUGGUAUUCGACUCAAAUGAGAUGUCCUUUCAAAUGCCUACUGACGAUGUUUCUGAGAAUUUAAAUGAAAAAUCUCACACUGUAACAAAGGUUGGUAAUAUUCUUCUUGGAGUUGUUACAACUUCUAUGGCAUCUGGCGCUUUAUAUAAAGUAAAUAUAAAUUCAUUGAUACAAAUCAACUGCAUAAGUUUGUUAAUAUCUAUCAUUACAUCUACAUAA
Messenger RNA from Plasmodium cynomolgi strain B, 969 nucleotides. RefSeq lists its product as hypothetical. The coding region runs from base 49 to 969 and encodes 306 amino acids. The transcript has a single exon. The record is from RefSeq and is a predicted model, not a curated record. NCBI's taxonomy places the organism in Eukaryota, Apicomplexa, Aconoidasida, Haemosporida, Plasmodiidae.